Molecule: messenger RNA, 2460 nt
Organism: Frankliniella occidentalis (western flower thrips)
Lineage: Eukaryota; Metazoa; Arthropoda; Insecta; Thysanoptera; Thripidae
Gene: Apt1
Product: acyl-protein thioesterase 1
Exons: 5
Coding region: 16-870 (284 amino acids)
Biological process (GO): protein depalmitoylation
Cellular component (GO): cytoplasm
Molecular function (GO): palmitoyl-(protein) hydrolase activity; carboxylic ester hydrolase activity
Source: RefSeq, a predicted model, not a curated record
UUCCUGGUUACAAAAAUGACAAAAAAACAUCAAAAUUUGUCGUCUGUGCUGCUAGUGAAGCCCUGCGUAUCAGUGGAUAUCAAAGUGAACGUCUUUAAACUCAUUGUUCUUAUCAGUUUAGUUUUAGUAGUCCGUGGCGGAGUAAUUGAUUCUUCUUUUGAUUCAAGAGUGUCAAUUCACCAUUCAACUCUUGAUAACUCUAGUCUCAAUAUGGCAGGCACCCCGGUUGUAAUUGGAGCUACGGCCAAACACACUGCCACUCUUAUUUUCCUUCAUGGUCUUGGAGACACUGGUCAUGGGUGGGCCAGCGCAAUGGGAGCGCUUAAAACCCCAUUCAUGAAAGUCAUAUGUCCUACUGCCCAGACAAUUGCUGUCACCCUCAAUUCUGGUUUCAAAAUGCCAGCCUGGUUCGACCUCAAAUCGCUCGAUGCAAGUGGUCCAGAGGAUGAAAGUGGCAUUAAAAAAGCUUCUCAACUUAUCCAUUCUAUGAUUGAUGCUGAAGUUAGUGCUGGUAUACCCUCUAAUAGAAUUGUUAUCGGUGGAUUCUCUCAGGGAGGUGCUUUGGCAUUGUAUUCAGCCCUCACUUAUUCUAAACCUUUGGCGGGUGUUGUGGCCCUUUCCUGCUGGCUGCCCCUGAACAAAAGCUUUCCUAGUUUUGUGGUUGGCAACAAGGAGACUCCUUUCCUUCAGUGCCACGGUGAUUGUGAUCCAAUUGUGCCAUUCAAGUGGGGACAGAUGACAGCCUCUAUUCUCAAGGGUUAUUUGAAGAGUAUUGAAUUCAAAACAUAUGGGGGAUUGAUGCAUUCGUCUUCUGACGAGGAAAUGAAUGACAUCAAGGAUUUUGUGCAGAAACAAUUGCCUAAUGUCUAACAAAGUACUAGCCUACCUAUGAGCUUCAAUACGACACUCCUACUGUCAUAAAUUUGAGUUACAUCGAUGCUAUUUGUACCUCUUUCGAUUUUUAAAUAGUGAGAUUAUCAAUAUACUGCAGCACUAGACCCAAUUUCUUUUUCCCAAUUCUUUACUAUUUUGAGAUUUACUGUUUCAAUACUCAAUACUAUUUUUUUUAUUGUAGUUUUAAUAAUGCAAAGAGAUUUUUUUUCCCUGUUUAAAUCAGAGGGAAGAAAAAGUGUUAAUAACUUAAAAAGAAAAAGAAACUCUGCCAGGCAUAAAUACCUCCACUUUUUUCUGGCAGGCAUAAAUACCUUCACUUAUUUUUCAGUUGUAGGUAAUGUGAAAACUGGAUUCGUUUCUCAGUAAAGAUUGUAUUGAGGAUUUUGAUUUCGAAAUCUAGUAUAUUUCCAUUACCCUUUUCUUAAGAUUGAUAACUCAACAAAUCUUACUAUUUUGUGGACUAGUCAUCUAUUGUUACUGAAUAGAAAAUGAAACUACUGUACUAUAAAACUGAUGUUACAUUUCAGAAGCUGGUUAGAUAGCUAGACAUUGUGUUCUACUCUAAGAUUAUUCUUGCGUGAUGUGUAAGUGGUGUAAUGUGAGUGGUAGUUAAAGAAAUGUUCUUCGGUUUGAUUACUUUGUGACAUAUUGGAUCUCAAGUCUUAAUGCAAGGAAGUCAACAAUUUUAAAAUUUGGAUGUAAAAACUGUACCAUAAGUAGCUUCUUUAAUUUUUAAAAGUAAGGGGUAAAUUUCCAUGAAAUAUUUUUUAAGUGGGUUUUGAUCAGCGAUGGCAACUGUGUAAACAUGCUCAAAUCCACUGAUGUGAUACCAUUCGUAUGUGAAACAGCAAAGUCCGAUUUGUAAACUAAGUUUCCGUUAGAUUCUAUGCACUAGAGAUCAUGCAGCAGUUGCUUGCACAAUGUCUUUUUUUUACUUCUCACUUUACUUUUAUCUUUGACACCUUUCUAUGUACUUAGUCAAAAUGAGAUGUAGCGCAAUUUUAAAUUAGACCCCUGUCAUUGAGCUUGGGCAUCUUCAAUUUUACGUAGCAGGUGUAGAAUUUUCUUGAAACCAUUUUAACUUUUGGCCGCUCCUUGAGAUUCUUGCAUUUAAAACCCUUCACUUACAACCAUUGUGAUCAUUAUUCUUUACUAUAAUGCUCCAGUUCAUGAUUGUUAUGAUUCAUCAACUAUCUUUAAUAUGGGAACAUCUUGUUAAUUAACAUGUCUAUUAUUUUGAAAACAUUAAUUAACUGUUGGUAGAUGAGUAUCUCUUACAUCGAAAUGUUUUUGGAAGUGCAGAUGCAGCUAAUUGCUAUGCGUGGCUUCUUUUUUCGAUUGUAGUGGUUGUAAUGUCAUGUUUCUAACUCUGGGAAAGAAUCUGAGUGAACUUAUUUUUGUGAUACUUUAUUUUCUAUAGUGAAUUGUAUCAAAUAUUUUGUGUCAUCAUAGAAGUAUACCAUGAUUUUGAAGCCCAGUACACUAGUAUUGAAAUUUUUGAUGAUUUCAAUCAAAUAUAUCAUGUAUUGUAAAAGUAAAAUGAAAAUAAACAAUACAUUCGGGUAA